Molecule: messenger RNA, 10058 nt
Organism: Protopterus annectens (West African lungfish)
Lineage: Eukaryota; Metazoa; Chordata; Ceratodontiformes; Protopteridae
Product: nuclear receptor ROR-beta-like
Exons: 10
Coding region: 343-1737 (464 amino acids)
Biological process (GO): regulation of transcription by RNA polymerase II
Cellular component (GO): nucleus
Molecular function (GO): nuclear receptor activity; zinc ion binding; RNA polymerase II cis-regulatory region sequence-specific DNA binding
Source: RefSeq, a predicted model, not a curated record
UUCCACAUGCCCAUCUGCAGCUGAAAGUGGGUUAGCAGAUCCGAGAGCGAGAGAGAGAGAGAGAGAGAGAGACUACAGGCGUCCAGAGGAAGAAGAGAGCUCAGUGCAAAGCAAUCAAGCUAGCCAACAACACAGACAGGCAGGCACUUUAAGAAGGACGCCAAAGAGGGGAGGGAAUAACUUUAAAAAACAAUAAUAAGAGUUCAAAAUCUAAGCGUACUGAAUUUGGAGAGCUGUCUGACUUGGAUUUGUCUCUUUUGUGGGAUAGUUAUUGCCUGUUAUUAUUUUUAGUAAUUUUACACGGCUUAUCAGUUUUAAUGACGAGAUUAUCUUGAAGCAAAAAUGAGAGCACAGAUAGAAGUAAUCCCGUGCAAGAUUUGUGGGGACAAGUCUUCUGGAAUUCACUAUGGAGUCAUUACUUGUGAAGGAUGUAAGGGCUUCUUCCGAAGGAGUCAGCAGAACAAUGCAACAUAUUCCUGCUCCCGCCAGAGGAACUGCUUGAUUGAUCGGACCAACCGUAAUCGUUGCCAGCACUGCCGGUUACAAAAGUGUCUUGCCCUGGGUAUGUCUCGUGAUGCAGUGAAGUUUGGGCGGAUGUCCAAGAAACAGAGGGACAGCCUGUGUGCCGAAGUCCAGAAACACCAGCAGAGUCAGGUGCAGAACACUGUCAAGGAGGACCCUGAUACACUUACCCGGAUCUACACAACCAGUGUCAGCAGUGGCACAUCUGACCUUGACGAUAUUUCUUCACUGUCUGAUGGACUGCUCUUUGACCUUCCACUUACCCCUGAUGGCGGAAGCAGUUACUGCAACCUGGACCUAUUAACUUCUGCCCAGCCUUCCCCAGAUCAGUCCAGCAUAGAUCUGGCAGAUGCUGAUCAUAUAAAACAGGAAUCUAUUUAUGAAAUUAUGCUGGAUCCCAGCUUGUUUGCACACAGCGCCCUGGAAAGCAGACCACUAGCAACAGAAGUUUCAAUGAUAGAAAUCGAACAAGUGGCACAGAAUGUCAUAAAAUCCCACCUAGAGACUUGUCGGUAUACCACAGAGGAGCUGAAGAGACUGACAUGGAUGCACUACACACAGGAGGAAGUUCGAAAUUUGCAGACUAAGUCCACAGAAGUUAUGUGGCAGGAAUGUGCGCUCCAAAUUACAAACGCCAUCCAGUAUGUUGUGGAGUUUGCCAAGCGGAUAGAUGGCUUCAUGAACCUGUGCCAGAAUGACCAGAUUGUUCUUCUUAAAGCAGGUUGUCUAGAAGUGCUGCUGGUUCGAAUGUGUAGAGCAUUCAAUCCACUUAAUAAUACCGUGUUCUUUGAAGGAAAGUAUGGCAGCAUGCAGAUGUUCAAAGCCCUUGGAUGUGAUGAUUUGAUUAGUGCGAUAUUUGAACUUCAGCGGAGCCUGUGUCGACUACAGCUGUCAGAAGAAGAGAUUGCUUUGUUCACCGCCCUUGUUCUGCUUUCUCCAGAUCGUCCUUGGCUGAUGGAGCCCAAGAAGGUGGAGCAACUGCAGGAGAAGGUGUACUUAGCUCUUCAACACCUAACACACGAAAACUGUUCAAGUGAAGAUAAGUUAUCUAAGAUGAUUUCAAAACUGCCUAUGAUGAAGUCAAUAUGUAACCUCCACAUGGACAAACUUGAGUUUUUCCGGAUUGUACACCCUGAGACUGCUCACAGCUUUCCACCCCUUUACAAAGAAGUCUUCAACACAGAGUUGCAGUACUCUGUCCUUCGUGAGAGCUAGAAUUGGUGCAAGUAGCCAUUCCUCAGCAGCUGUUCAUUCACCGCCCAUGAUGUCACCACAUUCCUGGAGUCCCACCCCAAUGACCUGGGUCUCUGCGCCUACUUUGUCUGCACCCUUUCAUCAUGGGCUGCAACAGUACUCUUAAUAGAAUGUAGUGCACUUCAACCUCAAACAUGAUGAUGGCAGAUGGUCAGAUGAAUGUAGAUAUCCUUCUAUGGAAUCAUCAAAGAACCGAGUGCUGAACUGGAGAUAUGGGUUAUAUGGACCAGAUCUCUUUUAGUAAAAAGAGACAGAGACAGCAAAUUGCGCAUUAAUUAUCAUGUCUUAUUCCUUUUCAUGAGAACAUACAAGAGGGUGCGCAGAAAGUUAUGGAAUGUGUUGCUGUUUGCAGUUUCGUUUAUGCUGUACUCAGUUUUGCGCUUGUGCGUGCCACUCCUUACAUACUGCAGUGCCCAAAUGAUGCCUGUUCUUGAAUGCUGCUCCAGAAGUAAUGUUUCAUUUUUUUAUUUAUGCACAUUCUAACAGGUAGCUUAGUGACACUGGUGUUUUCCUCUGUGUCCAUUGAUGUAAAUAUAGCAAGUAGCUGGGAAGUAGCAGGAGACCGUCUGUGAUUGUUUUCUCAGAAACCAUUACUAUCCCAGAAAAUUUACUAGCUAUGUAUGCCUGUUAACAGUCCCUUCAGCUUUACUAAUCAAAGAUAGUGCUCUUCCUCACAGUUAAUCAUGGUGACUAAUUGUUUACCUCAGGCACUUUUUACCUAUGUGCGUAACUCUUCACAAAUGAGUUAUUGAUAUACAUCAGUGUCUAGCUUGUGACCACUUUAGUUUUUGUAGUACAUAAUCAUGUCUUAUUAAUAUUUACUGUUUUUUGUCAAGUACAUAGUAAUUUUGGGCUAGUAUCCACUGCUGAUUAACUGGCACUCACUGGUAUUUGAUGGGUAUGUACCCCUUAUUGCAAAAUUGUUAUUCACUUGUGAAUUAAUGAUAUAUUGUGGUGUAUCACUAGUAUUCACAAUUGCUUAAUGUUUAUCCUUCAGUGUUUGCUGGCACCACAUAGCAGUUGGGUUCUGUAAUCUAGAAGUAUCACUGGUACCCUCUUGCCUAAUGUUGAAAAGUGUUUCUGAUCACAGUUUUAAAUAUGAGUAAUCCCCACUUGUGUUUUGUUGUUGUUGCAGUAUCCACUAAUGUGGACUGAGUAAAUGUUGGUGUGUCAUUUUAAAUCACCAGUGUAUGUUACGUAUUUUUUGUUGUCUAAAUAAUAGCUGUUUACUGUUGAAAUGAAGUUGUGUUUGAGCGGUAUCAGUGAGUAUUUGCAGCAGGUGUUGUCGCUUCCCUUGGAAUUCUGGGAUUUUAGCUGUUGUUUGGCUAAUGGCAGUUGGCAUUUAGCAGGCAACUUCUUAUGUGCAGUUGCACCCUAACUCUGAUACUCAGUACACUAAAUUUCACACUCAUUUGACUUUUUUUCUACCGAGUAUCCUUUUGGAUAUUAUAGAUCAUCCACUGUAUAUUGUGGGCUUCACUGCAGCUGCCAGCAUUUUCUAAUACUCUUUUAUAUCUUUCUAACUUCUUAAUAGUAUUUAACUUUUUUAAAUAAUUACCAUCACUUUAUUUCCGUGACUUAUCUCCAGAAUGGGGGACAUUGUUAGUUCCCCAUCACUAAUGAGUGAUGUGGCUAAGCUUCUUGAUGGUCUCUGGCUGGAAGCUUAAAACCUGGGAACAUAGCUCUCAAGUGCUGUGGCUAAGAUAUAGUGGUAUGAUUUUGGCCCUCAUAUUCAACUUUUCUUUUCCUAGAUUUACUGAUGUUCCUCAUAAAGAUAGGCCCCUUUUUAUGAGUCCAUACAUUACUAAAUAAUUAGCCUAUAUACAAAUUCUCUAUCACUAACUAUACAGGGUCUAUCAUAUAAAGGUAUUCUAUUGUGAAAAAUAUGAAAGUCCUCCAUUCUGACCAUCUGCUAAAAUUUUUUAAAAAUCGGUGCUAUGAUUUUCAAUGCUCAGAGGUUGAGAAGCAUGCCCACAAAUAGCUCAGUGUGAACAUGGGAAAAUCUACAAAUUUUCUUUUCUUACAUGUUUUUGUUGAUGAAUAUUUAGUAUUUUGUGUUUAUUAGAACUCUCUAGUGCUUUACCAUUAGUUACUGGUCUAAAAAUGUACAUCCACUAGUUUAAUAUUUUUUGGUGCAUUAUGGAGUUUAAUUUAAUUUCUACUACAGCAAUGUGUGACUAUUUCCUAGUUAUAUGUAUUGAUGUGCGGUCUCGUCUAAUGCUUCUGCAUUUGCCUUUUCUUGGCGUUUAUCAUUACUCGGUGGCCACUGGUGCUUUACCAAUGAUUGCUGAUGUUUGUCCCCAAGAAACUAGAUGUUUACAGCUGCAUUCAGGUGUCCACGAUGUCCUCUGGUGUCAAGCUUGCAUUAACUAGUUGUUUACUGUAAGUACCUCUGAGUGUUUGAAUGGUAGCUGUUCAUGCUUAUUGGUACACACAUUUGUUUUCUUGUUAUUCGUGUACGUGUGUGUGUGUUAAUAGCCAUAGGUUGUUGACUGUAUUUCUUCCAGUAUUUUUCUGCUACAGCUGACAUUUCACAAAGUAAUUAAUACUGCUGAAUACUGUUUGGUACAUCUUCAUUAAUGUUUAAGUGGCACAUACUGGCAUUUCAGUGUUCAGUACUGGUACUGCGUCAAUACUGAAGCUGUGUUUGAUUUGUAUCCCCUGGUGCUUGUGCUUAUCAUUAAAUGUGAGCAUUUGGCUCACAGUCAUUAAUGUUUUGUUGGUACACACAACUGUGUAGUGCAUAUUCAGUAGUGUUCUAUUAAUGCUUGACUUGAGGGACAGCUGUUUGCCAGUGCACACUGUUGUUGAGCCAUGUGUUUCACCUGCAUUUAUUGACUCUUACACCUUCUAACUACUGUUAACACUGUUGAUGGCUUUUGUGGUGCAGAUGUGAAGCCCAUCAUCAGUCGUUGCCUGUCAUCCUUAUAAUUCCAAUAUGUAGGCUUCCUUCAUUGCUGCAGGGAUUGCAGUCUGUCCAUGCCAGUUGAGAAUUAAAAACAACUUAAAAUUCAAUGUAGUCACAUACAGAGGCUGUUCAGUUAAUCAGCAGUGUUGUCCACACAUAUUAAAAUCAGGUAAAUUAUAUGUAGGCAUCAAAUUCCUAAGCAUUACACCGCCAGAGCCACUGAUGUGAGAUAGUUCUUUCUGCUACCCUGUGUGUCAAUCACUGCAACUGCAGGUCUGUACAAAAGCAGGGUUCUGCUGUAAGAGAGAAGUAUCACAUUAUGUUAGUACCCACGAUGCAUGAACUGCAGAGUUUUUUUUUAAGAAUGUAACUUUGUUGAGGGGGGUAACUUUGUGGAGGUGAUACAGCCUCCUCUGAGAUGCUUCACUCUGAACUGGGCAUUCCUAAGUACCUUGCCUCCCCAGCUGACCAUCAGCUGUUUGGUUGCAUCAUUUAGAGUGUCCGCAAUACUAUCCCUGGGGCUGGGACAGCACCAGUGGUACAAUGGGCAGGAAAGUGGAAUGGAACAGCUUGCAGCAUCACAUAUACUGGCCCUGCACAUUAGAGAAGAUUUUUUGAUAUGCUAGUGACAUCAUUUGCAUCACCGCAUUCAGUGUUGGGUGGCUCUGACCCCUCCACAGAUUCAAUAGUUAUACUGGCAAUCUGUGUCACAAUUAUAAAGCAUCCCAUCACUGGGGAUUUGUCUUCAUCAUGGAGAGAAACCUCCUCCCUCCUGAAGUGGUCAAGCCAGUAAAGCUGCUUUUUCCCACCCUUCCCUCCCUCACUGUCAGACUCUUGCAGUCCCUCAGAUGCUAGUUGAUCUCAGAUUGUAUGGGUUAUAUUAAGGACAUCAUCCCUCUACACAAAGCUAGGGUUUGUGCAUCAUUUCUGACUACCGCUUAGCAAGCCAAAAGUUCUGGUAUGGAGAAGUGGUCACUGAAUCAGAGAAUGUUCAUUUCAUAAAUACAGCCAGAAAGUUUUGAAGGGUGCGUUUUCAGUGGUUCAGACCCUGUCCCUUUUGUAAAACAGUUUGACAGGCUGCUUACCUCCACUCAUUUGUUUAGAAAGAUGAAGCGAUGCUUAUCUUGCUUCAAGUAAUCAUUUUCAUUACCUCUCAACUGUUCAAAUUUUUCAAAAUGUCCAGAUUUUUGCCUCAUAUUUUUGGUCUAUUCCUCAUAAGAUAUGUGGUCUUCUGGCAAUUCACUGAGGAUUGAAGUCCAUGAGUAAUGACGUACGUUUGAGUUUCAGAUUUCAUAUCCUUCAGAAAAUGCAUGCGAACACAAAUUCUGUUACACUAGAAACUUUCUAAGUUUUAUAAAAGCAAUAUUUAAAAUCUGACCCUAUUUUCAGGUCUUUGCCCCCCCCCCCCCUUAUUUUUGGCUUUGUCCAGAGUUCUUCUGCUAAGAGGUAUGCUUUGAAUUAUUAUAUUUUUGUAAUCAGGUAGUGUAGGGUUUGGCAUGGUAGACUAUCCUAAGCACUUGAAGUGGAACCCCAACCAGUAACUAUUAAUGUGUUACUUUGCACCGCUAUUAAAUGUGUUAAAUGUGAUUGCUAGUGUAAACAUAAUGUGCACCGAAGUUCAGGUGUGCUACCACUUUUAGAAGAUAGAUAGCAAAUACAGGGUCAGGAAGAAAAUCUGAAAUGCAGCAAAUAAUGUAAGAAAAGGCCAACGGGGUGUUCAAAACUGAUGAUGAGAACACUGGAGAAGCUCCUACAAUUGGGGUUGCUUGCAUUGCUGUGCUUAAUUGGGGAAAUGCAUAAUGAUGUAACUGUGAACUUCCUGUUUUUGUUAUAAAGUUAUCACUAAAAACUUCAUCUCAGCCCCUAACAUAGCUUGCACUGGCUCAUGUCUGGUUCCUGUUAAUUUAUCUUCAUAGAUAAGCUGAUCUAGAUGUAGUGCCUAUUGCAAGAGAGACCAUCGCAGAGCAGGACGUGCGAUACUCAACACUUCAUUCCCUGCUUGCAUCCCCCUUCAGCUAGGUAAUCUGACCAGGUCUGAGUGUCAUUAUACUAGGUUGUCUGGUAUUUUGCAUCCAUUUUUUUCAGCAGAUUUCAGAAUACAGUUAUGAGGACAGGUAGGGGCUGUGCAGCAAUUCCUGCUUAAAAGGGGAUAUUCCCUGUUUACAUAACUGUAACACCAACACUUUUCUGAGUUAGCUAGGUAGAUAGUGUUAACUCUGGUCCGCUGAUGUUACCGGAAGUAGAUAAAGUAAAAGAGAAUUCACAACAUUGCUAACUGUUCGUCACAGUUUUUCUCUUGUUAUGUGACAGUCAAAACAAAAAUCAGUUUGGAAUCAUGUUAAUCAUUUGUAGAUGCUGCAGGUGUUAUUCAGCUGCAUUUUCUUGCUUACAGCUGUUGUAAGACAGACAAACAUAUGGGUGGCACUUUUAAUCUCUUCAUUUGAUGGAGGUUCUUAUAACAGUUUAAAGAACUGCAAUUUCUGGUACUGUCUUUCAUGUAGCUGCAACUUUUUAUAAUUAUUCCGCAUGUCUGUUCACUCUUCGGAGUUGUGCUUUGCUGGCCAACAAAUUGACUACUGACUACUAGUUACCAUAUCUAGGUACCCAGGUUCUUGUUCUUGAGUUGGUAGGUGGUCAAAACUAAAGACUGAUGCCAGCAAUAUGCCAGAAUUUAGCCUCAGACCCAGUCCAAAAACUCUUCCUUAGUGUAGAAUAGUAUUACUAUUUACAUCUAUGUAUGGUAGUACACAGGUGAAACUGUACCUUGAAAUACAGGUAAUGACACUGCAGUCUCCCUUUGCAGUGGUAUGGAGCAUGGCUGUGCUACAACACACAGUGGAUGCAGCUCUCACGUCACUUUUAAGCACUAUGUGCUUAUGCUGUAAAAAAUGAUAAUGAGGCAUGGAGUACUGCCCUUGUCUGAGAGAUUGUUUGCGUGUUAGACUGGUACUUUGUCAUGUGACAUGAGCAAACCGAAAUCCUCACACUGUCUAUAAGUCAAAAAAAAAUAUUCUUGUGAAUGUUGUGUUGAUAAAAAAUAUGUAAAACUAAAGUAAUAAAGGCAGUUUUGCAAUGUUUUUAUGUAACUAGGGAGGGUGUAACAUGAAAAGGUAGUAGCACUUUAUUUUAAGUAUAUGUGUAGUUACAAUGUUUGAGUACUGCUUUAUACUGAUUUGCAGAGGUCUAGUAUCUUCAAGUUAUCAGUUGCACAUUACCUAAACUCAUAUGACUCUGUUUUAAAGAUGUAGCUUUCUGAUAAAACAAUGAAAAAUGUCUAAUACUAAAGAACAAGUACUUGACUCACAAGAAUUAAAAUCAGCAGUCAUCCCCCUUAUGUCAGUCAAAAAAGUUUCGUAUGUGUUUCAGAAAAUGUAUAUUAUUUCACUAGUACUAACUUCUAACCUGUAAGUGACAUUCUUUCUGUUUCAAAAUGUAGGUGUCAAAAACUGGAAAGAUGCAAAUUUUAAGGGAAUAAAUGGAUGAUUAUGCUUGGGCCAUUUGCUUAGUACUACUUUCUCCACCCCCACCCCCACACAUACACAUACACACACUUUGUGUACCAUCCAGCUCAACAUCAGUGUCUUCAGUGUUUACCCAAUUCCGCCUAACAUGGCCCCAGUACUACCUUCCAGCGCUGGGAAUACUAUGGCCAUCACAUUCAGAAGGGGAAGUGAAAUGUGGAGUGGAACAACAGCCAAUGCCGUAUACAGAUUUCCUUUGUUAUGCCCUGAGUGGAGCUGCUGAAAUAACACCCAUCACAGCACAUUGAGUCAUUAAGCUCCAGGGGUGUAUUAGACUUCAGGCAGAAACCCCACACUCUCAUGUGGAAUGGGUGAAACAAAACUGGCACUCCUUCACAUAUCUUUUCACCCAGUUCCUCAACUAUCUCAGCUAUUAAUUGAACUCUGGUCAACUAGGUCAUAGUCUGGACUUUAUUUCUUAUUCUGUGGAUCUGGAGAAUAUUUAUCUCUUUUCUUUCUUUUGUUUCGAAUGUGUUAUUCUUCACUCACAGUUUCCAAGAAAUGUAUAGCUUAUCUAGAGUGGUGUUUGCCAGUAUCCUGUACCCUCCCUCUGUCUCACCCACCCCAGAUUAAGACCGCCGAAACAAGGUUUGCUUUGAUUAGCAGGAAAGGCUCACUACCCCAUGACCCUCCCGAAACCACCAAACACACACAUGAGAUUAUAAAAGGAGGCACUAGAACAGUCUGUGUUGUGUUUUGUAGACUUAUUUCUGUUUUCAGCCUCCUGCUGCCCUCUUGUGCAUCUUCCAGUGUUCAGUCUCGUCCUGACAGCCUCAUAUGGACACAGCAGAUCAUUUGGCAGGAGUGUGCUUCUUGAUGUGGGUGGAAGGCUUAUUCCAGCAUUAGCCCUUAUGACAAAUGUUACUUGAGUAAAGUACUUUUUACAGUUCCUGCCAUGCCACUACUACCCUCAUAGUAACACAUUGCCACUUGGCAGCUACACCAACCCUGCAGAGACUUUUGACUUGAAAAUAAAUGACCAGAAAGUGGUGUUUGUGCAUUUAACCAGAAGUAAGACUCGUGAGCACUUUUCACAAUUGCAUCCUUUAACGGUAUGUUUUAUUGAAAAGGGUUUAAGAUCAUAAAAUAUUAAAAUUAAACUGUAACAUGCUGUAAAAACUGUUAGGUAGUUGCAAUGAACCUGUUUUAUUAGUUGUCUUUUAUAGUGUAGAGUAUUUGAGUGUUCAUCACAGUGGGCCAUCAAUGCAUAAAUUGUUGAUUCCCUCUAUGUGUAAAGUUAGGAUGCAGAAGGUGAUCUUUCAUGCCGUGGGUGGAGAGGGCACAGUUCUCCUGUGGAUAAUAGUUUUCAUCAACUACUUGCAAUUCCCAUUGUCUCUGUGUUAAGCACCCAUGCAUUCUCCAUUCUAAAUACAACUACUUUUUGUCAGGAACAUAUUUCAAUAAGAAGAUGGUCUGCAAUUACUAAAAGGAACAGGCAGUUACUUAAAAUAAAGUGCAGCCAAAAAAUGGAAACACCUAAUGCUUAGAUGUGCUGCGGGGGAUUCAUUUUUAAUAGAUUUUGCAAAUAUUACUGUUGUCAUUGAAUGUUUUGUCUUUGUAAGAAUGUUAAUUCUAUUUUUUUUAAAAAAAAAUAGUUAACAAAAAGGGCAGGCUUUGUGAGAAUGUUUGUAUAUAGUGUGCAUGUAUCUAUGUGCGUGUGUAUGUGUGUCAGAAAGAGAUGAAUGCUAAUGUAUACAAAAAAGCCUUGUCAAAACUUUUCAUUAAAAAGUUAAGAAAAAAAUCAUAAUAUAUUGUUUCAAAUGCUGAAUGAGUUGUAAUAAAAUGAAUACAAAUACAUAGCUGUAUGUUGCAGGAAAUUUAUGGAAUGAAAAAAUAAAAUAUAUUUUAUAAAG